UAACGUUAGAUAGCAGGUUGUUCGCUGUGUCGAUUUAACGUUGACAUCGUUGACCUUUUUACUGCAGAGCAGAGGUCAAGUGGCGGUAAAGCUGUUUCUCGGCAGGAGAAAUGGCACCGAAGCAUGACACUCAGCUGGAGAAAGUCCUUGAUGAAGUGCUAAAGAGUAGGAACUUCAAAGCACUGGAUGGGUUCUGGCAAAGGAACAUAAUUAAAGAGGAGCCCAUAAGAUGUUCCGGGCAGUUUCUCUCCAAAUUGGAUACGCUUGUUUGCAGGAGUUUGGAUCAAAAGGAUUCCAAGUCAGCCAGUUUGGGCCUUACUAUCCUUUACAAAUGUGGGAAACACAUGAAACUACCUGGUGGUUGUCAUGGGCUAUCAGGAUUAAUAGGUCAAGGCCUGCUGGAAAAGAUGGUACAGUGGUUUGAGAAAUGCAGGCAACUGUGGAUCCAGUGUGGCCCACAGUGGGAUGAGACAUUGUACAAUCUGUCUGAGGAUUUCUUUGACGCCUUAAUGGUCGUUCAUGAAGCAUGUAAAGAGGGAACAACCAAAAUAAUAGAGUCCUUCCUGUAUCCUGUUGGCAAACUGGCAGUGGACCCCAGAGUCCACAUUCUGAUCCAGAAAGAGGCAAUUCGUAAAUUUAACUUAAUUCUGGACAAAAUACCGGGAGAACUUAAGAAAGAAAGGAAGAUCCUUGCAUCACAGGAGGCCUCAGAUAUCAUGAUGAAAUUGGCUAGUCAGAUAUUGAAGGGUGGUGAUUACGACUUGCAGACAGCCCUGAUGGAGGCCUUGUGCAGAAUGGCCACUGCAGACCAGAGGAAGGAGCUGGCAAAUCGAUGGUUCAGCAUGGAGUAUGUGGCCAGUGCCCUAGUCAAAAUCCGUGAUUCUGAAUUUGAAACGGAUUGUCGCAAGUUUCUGAAUUUGGUCAAUGGUAUGCAGGGAGACAAGAGAAGAGUGUACUCCUAUCCUUGUUUGGAGGUUUUUCUGGACAAGCAUAAGCUGCUGAUGCCUGCUGAUGAGAAGCUUGAAGAAUUUUGGAUUGACUUCAACCUUGAAAGCCACAGCAUCUCCUUUUACUUCUCUUUCUCUGAUAGAGAAGCACAUGAGGGCCAGUGGGAAACUAUAUGUAUCAAUGAGCAUGAAGUCCAAAGCUACACAGUGAUAGAGGAGGGCAAGAGGAAGGUUUUGCAGUUACUGUUGUCAGAGAUGAUGGUUGUGGGUGAGAUUGAAGGAUUGAGUCUUACCAUCCAUUUCAGCUCCUCGCUGGACAUCCUGCAGGCUGCCUGUACAGUCUAUGGACACCGCAAAAAUAAAAACUUUGUGGGAAAGACGGGCACAUCGAUAGUAAAGACUGCAGUAAGAAUUACAAUGAAAGACGAUAUCUCCCAGGUCGUUCCAGAGAGUCAGAUGUCCCUUGGUGAAAGUGAGAAAGAUACUGCCCCCUACCUUUUACCUGCCCAGUCUGCUACUGCUCAGAUGGUGAACCCCUGCAAGAGAAGACUUUCAGAGUCUACCACCUUCAUCAGAAGCAGUGCGGGAGAAAGAGUGCAUGGUGCACGUUCCUUCUCUGCUGUUGCGCCCUCAAAGACUCCUGCCAUAAGUAAAGGGAAGCCAUCUCUGGAGAUGGUUCGUUCAUGGGAUCGGCAAGAUGAAUUUGACCUGAGAGACCAAAGGACAACGGCUAAGACCUGCAGCAAUAGCCCAUCUAACAACACAAUAGCAGCUGCCAUGUCAGAGAAAAGUGCUUCUUCUCUACAGAGCAUGGCUUCCAAACAGUCCAGUAAAGAUAAGGUUGGCAAACACAAAAAGAACAAACCAUUGGCAGAGGCGGCAGAUAUGGUUCUCUCUGGAUGUGGAGAAGAGAAGUCUCUGGACUCUAGCAUUGUCCCCGACACACAACCCAGACUUGAAAUAAGCAUAAAUAUGAGCAAAUUAUCAGUUACUGAAAUGCUCACACAGAAAAUCCAUUCUCUGCCAAGACCUGCGCAUCAUUCAAGUUUGGCACAACAGCAGGAGGCCCCGCCAUCAGCACAGCUAGGGUCACCUUCAGGCUCAGGCCCAACCAUCCAAAAGCAACUCCAUACCGAACUCACCCAGCGCCUGCAGAAGGUCAUCAGUGAAAGGAACCGCCAUCCGGCAUCACAGGAGCAGUUUGCACCCCGGAGCAAAAAAUCAUCGGUGGAUAUCAGAGGGGACUCUGAAAGCAGAAGCUCUGCAGCUCAGGUUCAGUGUGCUACCGGACUUUGUACCAACGAGCAGCAGACCCAGAAACGUGGCGCUGUCAAAGAAAAGAGCAAACGCCUGACGUCACCGGAGGCAGAUGCUGCUGUGAUGAAAUAUCCAGCCAAGACCUCAACGUCUAAAGCUCAGAAGAAGAAAGUACCAUCCAUUGUUACGGUUGGGGCUGACGGUGUCCUAUCAAACAGAGAGAAGAGAGAGGCAAAGGUUGCAGGCGGCCUGGUGAAGCUCAUCUCUAGUCAUUAUGAGGUCAGCACCCAAUCCACAGCUAAAAACACUGCAGGAAAGAUCCCUAAGAGCUGGAUUCCUUCUCUUGUCAACAGGCCUAUCUUCAACACGAGCUGGUUGUCAACUGUUAAAAGAGAAGGGUCAAGAGCUGUAAGCCUAAUGAAAUCAUACAGCAAAACCACAACUAACUACACCCAACAGAGAAAAGAUAUCUUUACAUUCAACAUUGAUGCACCAUCGAGUGUCAUGGGAGAGAACAAAACAUUCUCUAACACGUCUGCAACCUCCAGCAGUGGCAUCCAUGACCCACCAGCACUCCCAAGCGCAUCCAAGAAAGCACAACCUGUGGCAAAAGAGAAGCGGUAUGUGGAAAAGCAUCUGUUCAGUGACACGGACUAUAGCACCACAGAUGUCAGCUGGCUGAGGGAAUCGUGCCGGAAACCCAAACCUAAAGUUACCAAAUACUCCAGACAGGCGCCUAACAAGCCUAGACCACAGUCGCCUCAUACUUCGUAUGAAUCCCCAGAUCUACCCCCAGUCUCUCGAAAACCUGUAAAGGGCAGCACCAAACUCAGCAAGAAGAGGCCAGAGGAGAAGGUGAAAGCGGAGCAGCCAAAGCAGGCGGUGAAGGCAGCACCAGAUCGACCGCUUGCAGCAGGCAGAAGGCCCCAGAGAGCUGCAGCCAUCGCUACCAAGAACUACAUGGAGCCAGACACUGAUGACAGCCUCUCAGAGUUCGAGCAUCCUGCUGUUUCCAAGCACACCUCUGCUCAUGACUUGAAGAAUGCUGAGAGAACACACAAGGCUGCUCCAGUGACAAAGAAACAGGCUGCCAGCAAACAACAGACCGAAAGCUGCAUGAUACCUGAGAGCAACCGUCGUAGCAACCAGUCAACCUUUGGGCAGCCGCCCACUUCCAAGAAGCAGAUGCAUGAAAAUGUCCUUUCAGAAACUUCCAAGUUAAAGAAGAAAAAGGUUGUCCCUGCCCAAGGACAAAUGAAGGAUUCCUUGGCCGCCCGUCAGACCUUCUUCAGUCCUUCCCCUCCUUUGGUAGAGAGGAUGAGAUCUGCUGAGAGGUCAGCCCCAACCUUGGGUUUGACCUCCUCCCCUCUCCUCACCCCGCGGGGAUCCCCACUCCCUGCCUCCCCUGACCCACUCUACGAGGACACCCCCUCACCUAUCCUGCUGCUACCCAGACCUCGCUCUACAGUCAGCGGGAAAGGAAACACCAGGCCCUGCUCUGUCCACGGUGCCGGUGGGGGAAAGCUCAGCUCAUCCAGGGCUCGAUCCAACCAGUUUGAACCCUCUCUCCCCUCACUGACCCCGAUCAGUCCGACCUCUGCACCUGCUACUCCCACUGGACCCAGUGCAGCAGAGAUAAAUCCGAUCAAGCGGCGUCUAUCCUCGUCACCUUGCUCUCCUGUUUCUCUGUGCACUCGGCCCCUGUUGACAUCCUCGCUUCUUGAGCUGGACAAGCCGUCCAUGCCCUCUCCUCCUCCGUCUCCUGAAGAGUCCGUCAACCAUGGGAGCCUUUACGGCUUCAGUAAAGUGUCUUCAGUAUCUUGGGUUUCAUCCUCUCAGUCUUCAGUACAUAUUAGUAGGGUUAAGACCAGUCCCACUACCAGCCUCUCUGGGUCUUGUAAAAAGGAGAAAACACCGUCUUCAGACUGGGGCCGGAAGUCUAAGCCGCUCUGCUCAGGACCCAGUCGCAAGCGCCACGCCUCGUCGUCCAGUAAUUCCAACGAAGAUGAAAAGGAAAGGAUGAAGAAAAGCAGGAUGAAACCAAGGAAGUUGUUCAAGUCCUGCGAGGUGAGCCGUGUGACGUCUUCUUCCCGAACCAUGAGCUCCGGUCACUGGGAAGCCGAAGUGGGCGAGGGAGAAAUGGACAUUGAUGAGGAUUUUGAGAUGCCUGAAAUGUAUUUGAACCCGAGUAACCUGUGCAAGCAGUUCAGCAAUGAGCUGAAGAAAAAAUUCCAGAGCCGUAAUAAUAUGGUGGAAGUUUACAACAAGCAGUCCUUGAAGACCAUCCAACAACAUGUCUCCUCCCUCAACAUGCAAGUUACCAAAUACAGGACUCAAAGGCUGGAAAAGGUUCAGAAGGUCCUCUUAGAAGAAAUCCACAAACUGGAGCAGGAUGACGCUGUGCUCAAAAGCAUGGAGAAAGACAUGAUUAUGUACUGGAAAAAGCAGUCCAUGGCUUUCCAUUCCUACCAGGAGCAGGGAACCAAGAGAUACGAGGCCUUGAAGAACACCCUCCAGAGCAACGUGUGUCACAGUGUGGAGUACGAGGAGAACAUUUUCACAUCCCAGAUGUGCAUGAUACGAAACGACAUGAAGUCAGUCCAGGACCGACUCCUCAGCGAGAUGCAAGAAGGGGAGCUCCAGAGUGUGAAGAGAAGCCUGCAUGCUUUGUUUUUCCCCUGAUGGAGACUUUUGAGCUGAGCAAAGUCCCGCCCAAGGAUCGCUACAAUACAAACAAGGUUGUGUGUUUCUCCACAUGAUGUAUACGUUAGUGUGUACUUCCACUGUGCUGGUUUCAUUUCAGAGGGUUUGCACUACUGAUUGCUUCAAUUGUACUUGGAAGUGUUUGGUUUAUUCUGAAGUGGAUGUGUUGUUGCCUUAUGUUUGAUAUUAUUAGAAAUGUCAUGUUUUCUUAUAUUAAUUAUUUGAUGACAUUUUUUUAGUGUUCAUUGAAAGUAAGCACAGGUAAUAGGCUGUUUGGCUCUGUGACAUUUU
Molecule: messenger RNA, 5198 nt
Organism: Pungitius pungitius (ninespine stickleback)
Lineage: Eukaryota; Metazoa; Chordata; Actinopteri; Perciformes; Gasterosteidae
Gene: sycp2
Product: synaptonemal complex protein 2
Exons: 45
Coding region: 111-4886 (1591 amino acids)
Biological process (GO): mitotic G1 phase; female meiotic nuclear division; male meiotic nuclear division
Cellular component (GO): lateral element; condensed chromosome, centromeric region
Source: RefSeq, a predicted model, not a curated record